CCAAGAGACUGGACCAAACGGUAUAUAUUCUUCAAGAUCCUCUAAAUAUGAUAAUGGUCGGUGUGCUUCCCGCGACAGAGGGAGAUAGAUCUUCCGCAAAAUUAUGAAGCUCCUCGGGCCUUUGCUUGGAGCCACGGUGGUGGCUAGGACUGCUGCGUAUAAAUGUCCGGAUUAUUUAUAUUUCAACCUUACAAAUGCAGCUUACAUGGCCGAUUGCGCACGGCUUAACUAUGCGUGCACAAAUGGAUCCUCCAUAUCAUUCGACAUCACAGGCGGAGCUGCUCCUCCCGUCUACUGUUGGAAGAAGGAACUGUUCAGCCUGUAUUUUGAGGAUACCAACUUCAACGGGUCAAUUGUGCUACCAGAUGUGUUCGAGACUUACAGAAUCACAUUCGAAGGCGGCUGGCCAGCGCGGGCCAACGUAACCGCCGCUGAAGUCGAGGCAUUUCGGAACAAGACCACUAUAGAUGAGGCAGAUAUCCUUAAUCUUACGGGAGUAACGAGUCCACUACUCCUGAAUAUAUCUAGUAUAGAUUUCCCAGAUUUGGUUAAUAUUUCGGAUUUGAGUAUUCGCUAUUCGGGCAAUUUGUCAAGCCUGACGAUGCCAAAACUUGAAAAUAUCAAUGGUCGAUUAUACCUCGAUCUCUCACACGGCCCAGCCAUCAGCUUGUCAUUCCCAAAAUUGUCUCAAGUUAAGAGCGACAUGUACCUGGGAGGCAAAAUCGAUGCCCUAGAGUUUCCGGCCCUGAAUUCCUCGCGCCACAUCAAUGUUGCUACGACAGGAGAUCUAGAUUGCCUCGCUUUCGCCAAAAGCGUCGUGAAUACGACUAAGUGGCCAGUAGAAAACGAGGGCCCCGAAAAUCGGAACAGCUCGGUGGUUUGCAAUUCGAAUACAGCAAGCGUUACAAUGCACCCUAUGCCACCGCCACCCGAGGAGUCGACUGGCAGUCGUGAUGGACUUGACUUCUGUAGAAGUUUAAUACUAUUGGCAAUUCUCGUUGCCGGUGCAAGUUCGGUCGUUUAAUACCACAUAAGUCAGGUUGUAGUGAUGGGAUGAAGUGUAUUUAAAUAUGGGUCUUGAACUGAUAUAAUCCGGAUCGAGAUGUCGAUCGAAGGGUCUCUCACACCCUAGACUUAGGUUUAGCGCCGCCCUGCCAGGUACAAGGGCAAAACGUGUGGACACCCACCACCCGCCGCUAAAAGUAUGAGGGUCAGUUAGUAAUCUUGGUCAUAUCUGUACAAAUCUUUAUAAAGAGGUGU
Molecule: messenger RNA, 1260 nt
Organism: Pseudogymnoascus verrucosus
Lineage: Eukaryota; Fungi; Ascomycota; Leotiomycetes; Thelebolales; Thelebolaceae
Exons: 3
Coding region: 104-1024 (306 amino acids)
Source: RefSeq, a predicted model, not a curated record